Messenger RNA from Cornus florida, 1026 nucleotides. RefSeq lists its product as uncharacterized. Bases 1 to 1026 code for a protein of 341 amino acids. Lineage: Eukaryota; Viridiplantae; Streptophyta; Magnoliopsida; Cornales; Cornaceae. The record is from RefSeq and is a predicted model, not a curated record. The transcript has 3 exons. Gene Ontology annotation, molecular function: nucleic acid binding.
AUGGGGAUGGGGAAUGAGAUCCCCGCCCCGCCCAUACUAUCAUCGCUAUCUAUGGCACAUACUGCACAACAAUAUGAGACUGCUUCUACUGGUCAUGCCUCCUCAGGGCCACCGAGUUCUUUAUUCGGGGCUGAACUUAAUGCUCUCCGACAUCUACUAGCACAACAUUCCUCCAUUUCCACCUUUAACUUCACUCAAACAAGUUCCUCUCAUUUGGCACAUCAGGUUUCCACAUUCUCUAGUGGGCCACCCUGGAUCAUUGAUUCAGGAGCCGCUGAUCACAUGACUGGUAUGGCAUCUGAUUUUUCUUCGUACAGUUUAUGUUCUGGUAAGGAUAAGGUUAGAGUGGUUGAUGGCACCUUCACCUCCAUUACAGGGGAGGGCACCGUUUCUGCCUUUCCUAAUCUUACCUUAUCAUCUGUUCUUCAUGUUCCAAAGUUUACCAAUAACCUCCUUUCUGACUUGGACAUGGGAAUACGAUUGGAAGUGAACGUGAGGGCAAUGGCUUGCGAGUUUAUGUAUGGUGGUCUUGGCUCCUUUUUUGCUGAUAACGGGAUUGUCCAUCAAACCUCUUUUGUCGAUACACCAAAACAGAACGGUGUAGCUGAAAGAAAAUACCAUCAUAUUACGGAGGUGACCCGUUUGCUUCUAAUUGGGAUGGGAGUGCCUAAAAGUUAUUGGGCUGAUGCAACCUUAACAACUACAUGCCUUAUCAAUCGCAUGCCUUCUAAGGCUCUUGGUUAUCAAUCCCCCUUCUCUGUUUUACACCAUGACAUUGCCUUGUUUACUGUCCCUCCGAAAGUGAUUGGUUGUGUUUGUUAUGUUCACAUUCAUCAUCGUAACGAUAAAAUGGACCCUAAGGCAAUCCGAUGUGUCUUUCUUGGACACUCCGCCACCCAGAAAGGGUAUGGGUGUUAUAACCCUACCACUCGUCAUCGCUUUGUCUCUAUGGAUGUUACAUUCUUUGAGUCUGUUCCUUUUUUUUCCACCACUCGGGAUUCUGUACAGGGGGAUGAUAAGUGCUGA